Molecule: messenger RNA, 2172 nt
Organism: Trypanosoma brucei brucei TREU927
Lineage: Eukaryota; Euglenozoa; Kinetoplastea; Trypanosomatida; Trypanosomatidae
Exons: 1
Coding region: 1-2172 (723 amino acids)
Source: RefSeq, a predicted model, not a curated record
AUGAGCUCAUCAGAGUCAGGGAGUGAGAGUGAUAGCUCCUCGAAGAGGUCUGGAAGUGGAUCCUCUAACGGUGAUGAUUACGAAGAUGAGUAUGAUGAAAGCAAGAAUGGCUCUCGAAGUGCGUCGAGUGCAUCAUCAGGGUCGAGUAAAGGGAGCGGUGGGUCAGACAAGUCGGACAGCGGUAAAAAAUACACGGAAUCGGAUGUCUCCACAAGCAGAAGGAAGAGCAGCGUGUUGGCUGCUUCCGAAGGCAGUGACAAGAGCGGCGCGUCGAGUGCCUCUGGUAGUAGAAGGGGCAGUGGGUCGGGUUCAUCUGGAAGUAAUAGAUCCGGUGAAGGUCGGCGGCGAAGUGGCAAAAAUGGCACUGGAACUUACCUUAGCUCAAGGAGAAAAGACGAUUCCAGCGACCACGAGUCUUCUGACGAUGGGGGUAGUUCGUCUGCUUCAAGUGACACUCCCCCGAAGAAGCGUCCAGAGGUGAAAAAACAUGUCGUACCACACGCACGGAGCGCUGGUGAUGAUUCUAACGCAGGCAGCGACAGUAAACCGACCACACGACCCUCUGCCGAGACUGGGCAAACCCGUGGAGCGGCCUACGCGAUGGCUGACCAGCAGGUUACCUCUGUGUCUACCAAAGAGGAACUUAACGACCUUCUUUUGUUAAAUGAUCAACUUCGUUUGAAGUUGGAAGCACAACGUUCAAUUCUUCAAAAGGGAAGGAAUACUACUUUAUGUCGCUCCCAAAACAGGACAAUGUGGAAACAAUACCAAAGACCCGCCGCUGCUAGUUUCCAGCGGAUGUUGAGUCGCGAGGGCACCCGACGUGAAUUACUGAGGGAGAGAGAUGAGCUUCUUGAACGGCAAUGCUUUCUGCAAAGGAAGGUUUAUUGCAUUAAGCAAAUGCACGUGUACGUCAAACUUAUUCAAGAGUGCAAGAAUGACAUUGCAGAGCUUAGCAAAGAGCGCCGCGCAUUGUUGCUGUCCAUACGGAGUAACGAAAAGUUGUUGGUAAACACCUCCGAAACGGGGGAUCCGAAAAAGGUGUUUAAGCAGCUAGCUGAUGAAAUACGUGCCAACUCGGUACUUGCGCGGCGAAUACUUGAUCAUCGGCGUCGAGACGCCGUUUCGGCAAUAAGGAUGCGGAAGGAUACUCAGAAACGUGUGGAAAGGUUGGAGGAACAGGUACGUGAAGCCAAGGAAUGGGAACCCCCCACCGAUCUCGAUGAAGGCACACGGACUUUGUUCGAGGAAUACCGAUGGAAGGCAGAAACUAUUUGCGAACUGCACAAGCAGCUUUCUCGCCUCAAAGCCAAGAGUCGGGGAGAUAUGUCUGACUCUAGUGGUGGAAGGGUGGGAAGCCGGCACGACAAGGAAUCUCGUGCAUACUAUGUAGCAAAAAUAAGAGAAUUGAGGGACGAAAUAUACCGUUUGACCUCAAAGGCUGAUCGGCAAAAGACUGCUAACUCACCAACACGUGAACCUGUGGACAAGAGCUUUACAACUCCUCGGGGUGAUGUGGCGCGGAACCUCGAACAGAGGGGUGGGGAUCCGUCCCCAAGGAUAGGGUCAAACGAAGGUAACCAACGCAGUUCUAAUACCGAUAACGGGGGCGGAAAACCGGGUGCAAAGGUGUAUGACCCGCUGGGUGAAGUCAAGCGGCGGGUAGACGAAGCUCGAAGGAGCAACACAACUUCUCAGUUGCUUAGUGAUGAAACUCCUCAGAGUGCGGCUCGUAAUAACUCGCAGCCCCGAAAACGCGGCUCGGUCGAUGACGUUGCACCUGGAGGCGUGAAAGCAACAGGGGAGUCGGCGGGGGGAGAUGGCGGUGAUUCGGCGAAGAGCAAAAGUUCCAAACAGACGGAUGGACAGGGGUCUGACGAGUAUGCGAGCCAAAGGGAUGACUACGAUGAGGACGCCCCGAAAUCGUAUUCGGCCUCCAGGAAAAACGCUGAUGAUUACUCGGAAACCAGUGAAACCGCUUUGCCAGGUGAAGCAGGGGAAAAGAGCUCGUCUGAAAUCGUGGCUUCUACAGGUGGCGGAACGGAUACACAUAGAGAUUCAGGGUCAUCCGGAAAUAAUGGAGCCGCGCCGAACGAUAAUGAGAAGGUUGCAGGUGAAUCCGAAGAUCCCCCCGCGAAAGAAGAUGAAGGUGCCAGCUGGCUAGAUUUUUAG